Messenger RNA from Amphibalanus amphitrite, 926 nucleotides. Its product is annotated as 2'-deoxynucleoside 5'-phosphate N-hydrolase 1-like. The transcript has 4 exons. Gene Ontology annotation, biological process: deoxyribonucleoside monophosphate catabolic process. The record is from RefSeq and is a predicted model, not a curated record. Gene Ontology annotation, molecular function: 5-hydroxymethyl-dUMP N-hydrolase activity. Gene Ontology annotation, cellular component: nucleus. Lineage: Eukaryota; Metazoa; Arthropoda; Thecostraca; Balanomorpha; Balanidae. The coding region runs from base 216 to 710 and encodes 164 amino acids.
CGCAUGAUUUCAAUUUGUGUCUCAAAGCGAAAGGCUUGCUGUAUACGGGACCCAUGGCAUCAGCAUCCAUUUUGCCUCUACCAAUUAUUUCAUGUCAUAUUUUUUAUCAGUAUAUUUUCUAAAUCAAAAUAUAAUGACAGCCAGCUAUGUGAAAGAUUGGGGUGAUCCCUUGGGGUCUGAAUGAAAUAUGUUUCAAUUUUAUUACCACAAAUCAGAUGUAUCAUCACCAUGUCCGUGAUGCUGUAGCACUCAAGGUGGCAACCACUAGGAUGUCUCGCCAGAUCUACUUUUGCGGCUCGAUCCGCGGCGGCCGUCAGGACGUGGAUCUGUACGGCCGGCUGGUGGCCGCGCUGCGCCGCUACGGCACCGUGCUCACAGAGUUUGUCGCAGACCCCAAAGUCACGGACAUGGGCAGUAACGAGGGCACGGCCACCACAGACCGCGAGAUCCACGACAGGGACGUCCGGCUGCUGGAGGAGUGUGACACGAUCGUGGCCGAGGUGACGCAGCCCUCGCUCGGAGUCGGGUACGAGAUCGGCCGCGGGAUCGCCAUGGGCGGCCGGCGCGUACUCUGCCUGUACCGGCCUCAGCCGGACAAACGUCUCUCGGCAAUGAUCCGCGGCCUGCCGCCCUCCAAGGACAUACAGGUGGUCGACUACUCGGCCGACAGCUUUGAGCAGGUGCUGUCCGACUUUUUCUCUGCCGCCUAGCACUGUGAUGGGUGUCAGUCAGGUGGUGCUCUGAUGGUGCUGCCGGUGAGCACCGGGAAACUCGACUGCCAUUACGUGUGCAAUCUCAGUGAUUUGAUGAGCAUAUUUCGGCCUCCGGUCGAUGUUUUGCCCCUUGUUGAAAACGUACUCAGGUGCCCCUUUUUAUGCGGGCAUUGUGCUUCCUUAUGUAAAUGAAAAUAAAUUGGCGUUUUUGUA